GCUAUCCCAGCAUGCCCUGCAAUCCAUUCGGUGACAAACAUCCAAUCAGAGCUGGGACUCGGCAUUGAGCUGUCUGGACUUGUAGCCAGUUAGAGAUUUCUGCUUUGUAAGCACUACAAGUCCCACAAUGCCUUUGGGGAGCUGUAGAGGUGAGCCAAUGAGAGGUGAGAGUCGGCAGCCCCGCCCACUCACAUGGUAGAAGCAGCUUUCCCUGAAGGGUGCUAUGAAGCUUUGAGAAAUAUACAUGACCUGUCCAGAGAGAGAACUUAUCUAAUAUGGUGAAGAAGAGAGAGCAGUUGGCAGAAGCCGUAUUAAAUCAUGCCCUGGAGAUCAUCUGCUUGUUGACGGUGGAGGAUUAUAUUAUUGUGAAGAGACCCGAUGGGACCCGAUGUACAUUCAACAUUCAUGCCACAGAGGUCAAAAGCAACAUGUGUGGCUCCACAGCAGGAUAUCCGGAGCUCUCCUUUACUCUCCUGGGAAUGGAGGACAAGACUCAGAAGAAGAUUACUGAGCUGGCCAGCAAAAUUGUUCAUCUGUUGACUAGGAAGGUGAAAUGUGAGAAUGUUGCUGUUUAUUUCUCUAAGGAUGAAUGUGAAUAUCUUGGGAAGCAAUCUAAGGACAACCAGGACACCUGUACCAUUGAACAGCCAACAACCCCAGUGCAGCAAAGUACAGAACAAAGUUGCCCCAUCAGAUGUUGCAUUAAGGAGGAGCCACAAGACAGACCCCAUUAUUCCACUGAACAGCCAACCUCCCCAGUGCAGCAACGUACAGAAACAGUUCACCACAUUAAAUACUGUAAGGUGGAGCCAGGGGAAGAACCUCAUCAUUCCGCUGGUUGGACAUCGGCCCUUCCUUCUUCAGAGUUUAUUCCAGGAAGCCCGGAAAGAAAACCUCUAUCUACUGUAAAUGUUCACCUACCUUUUGUGGAAGCCCAAACUACAUCUGGCUUCAACUUUAUUUCUGCAUAUAAUAUCAAACUUGAACCAGGUGGAGAUUCCUCAGGUGACACCGAGGACAGUGCAGAGGAAGAUGGGACAUCAGCCCUUCCUUCAGAGUUUAUUCCAGAAAGAAAACCUCUAUCUACUGUAAAUGUUCACCUACCUUUUAUGGAAGCCCAAACUACAUCUGGAUUUAACUUUCCUUCCUCGAGUGAUAAUAAACCUGAAGCUGGUGGAGAGUCCUCAGAUGACACCGAGGACAGUGCGGAUGAAGAGUCUUCCCAGGUCUCUCAUUCUUCUGGUCGGAAAAGGGUUCACAGUAUUUACCAUCUCAUCGAGGAAGAGCCAAAGGAAAGCCAAGAUUCAGAUAUGUCUGUAUCUGAGGACCCAUUCGGUCUAGCAGACUGUACAGACCAAGAUGAAGACUACAUACCACUGAGAACUACAAAUAAAAGGGCCAGGACACACAAAUCAACCUCAGAAAAGAUGUCUCUUUCCUGCGAAGUGUGUGGGAAACUAUUAGGCAGUAAGAGGACUCUUGAUAAACACCUGCAAAUACAUACUGGAGAGCGUCCACAUGCAUGCGAUGAGUGCGAUAAGAGAUUCUCUUGUCAGAGUCACUUGGACGCUCACAUGAGAACGCAUAUUGGCGAGAGACCCUAUAAAUGUAACCAGUGUAGUCGGAGGUUCUUCAAUCACCAGCACCUCGUCCUCCAUCAGGUGGUCCACACUGGUGAAAAGCCAUACUCCUGUCCAGUGUGUGGGAAAGGCUUCACUCGGCAAUCCAGCGUGGUCAAGCACUCCGGCAUACACGCAGAACAGAAGCCGUUCGUGUGCAGUGAGUGCGGAAAGAGUUACUGCCAAUACGCCAGUCUGGUUGUCCACCAGCGGCAGCACUCCGGGGAGAAACCAUUUGUCUGCAAGUACUGUGACCAAGCCUUUCCAUGUAAAGACACCAUGUUGAAUCAUCAAGGGACUCACACCAGGACUUUUCCCUGUGCCAAGUGUGAUAAGUGUUUCAUUUCCAGAUCUAGCCUGUUGAAACACAAGCAAAAAGUACAUACCAAGGAGACUAAACCGGCCUAACAGGCUAAGGAUGGAAUCUAAUUGGUCAUCUUUUAUUAUCUGUGUGAUCACUUUAAAAAAAUACAAAAUCAGCAGCAGA
Rana temporaria (common frog) is the source of this 2106-nucleotide messenger RNA. Its product is annotated as zinc finger protein 771-like. Lineage: Eukaryota; Metazoa; Chordata; Amphibia; Anura; Ranidae. Gene Ontology annotation, molecular function: RNA polymerase II cis-regulatory region sequence-specific DNA binding; DNA-binding transcription factor activity, RNA polymerase II-specific. Gene Ontology annotation, biological process: regulation of transcription by RNA polymerase II. The record is from RefSeq and is a predicted model, not a curated record. The transcript is spliced from 12 exons. The coding region runs from base 276 to 2027 and encodes 583 amino acids.